Messenger RNA from Pelagomonas calceolata, 1883 nucleotides. The record is from the annotation of a GenBank genome assembly. Lineage: Eukaryota; Pelagophyceae; Pelagomonadales; Pelagomonadaceae.
GUUUGCGCUGCGGACCGCUGGUCAAUGGUGGUAAAAUGAUUCAAAUUUAGUGCAGCGAAGGAAUGCGCAGCCGGGAGCAGCGAGUAAUGGGUGAUGCCUGGCGUCGCCGCACAGGGUUCCUGAUGCGUGUUCUCGCGUAUCGCGCCGCGCCUCCAUGCUGAUCGAGAUGCUACCGUGCGGGUUCUUAACCCGCGAGACCUCUCUCCGUCGUCAAGAAAGCAAUGCGAGGACGCUCUCCGGAAAGACGCGACGCCUCCGGCGGAGGAUCGCGCCCGAUUUGGGGCACGCUCACUCAGUUUUUGCCGGGGCUGCUCUCUGAGUUGAACAGCGGCGAGAACAGCAUAAACGACCAUGCUGCGUGUCCUGGCGCAGCGCACGGCUCCGCAGCUCGCCCGCUCGGCGGUCCGCACGACCGCUCUGCGCGGCUUCGCCACGUUUUGAGCAGUGCCCCAAAAGUCACGUUUCAUUGCGCGUUACGCGGAGCGCCGACGCCGCGCGCGGACCUUCGUGGUGCGGCGCAUGACGGAAGGCCGCCGCCGGCCGCACGCGAGGCAAAAGCGCUGCUUGCAAAACCAUGCGCGGUCGCCGCGGCUUCCGAGACGCUUCAAGCGAAGUAUUCCCGCCUCCAAACGGGCAUAGAGAGCCGCCAUGGUCGCAAAACACCACCUCGACGUCACCCGUCGCACGACCGCAGGUCCUUCGCGGAGAGCCACGAGUACGCCAAGGUCGACGGCGGCGUGGCGACGGUCGGCAUCACGGACUACGCGGCGAACGCGCUCGGCGACAUCGUGUUUGUCGACCUCCCCGAGGUCGGCGACGAGGUCGAGAAGGGCGAGGCCUUCGGGGCCGUGGAGUCGGUCAAGGCCGCGUCGGACGUGUACGCGCCCAUCUCGGGCGAGGUCGUCGAGAUCAACGGCGCGCUCGAGGACACGCCGGACCUCGUCAACUCGUCGGCGCUCGAGGACGGCUGGUUCAUCAAGGUCAAGAUGAGCGACGCGGGCGAGGUGGACGCGCUCAUGGACGAGGCCGCGUACGCCGAGCACACGAAGGAGUAGGCGACGCGCGCGCGCCUCGUGCUUAACGGAACAUGUACUAUUUAUCGACCUUGCUUCAUCUUGGGACCGCUCGUGUGGGCGUCGAUGACACGCGCGCGUGCCGGCGCGGCUGGGUGCUCGAACCAAGUACGUCCGAUCUCAUGAUGCGUUCUGCUGCGGUGGCGUUGCCGUUGGGGGGUGGGGACGAGUGCAAGCAACGACGGCGCGCGUCGCGGUCGCGACCCGGAUUGUCCAUGCGAAGACGCCGCAUCGCGUCGACGACCGGCUCCGCGGGCGUGAUCCGGCCGCGCGGCGACGCGUCCCGUGGCGCAGAAGAGCUGAAGUUCAUACGUUCUCAUGCAAGCUGCCCAAAGGGAAGCUGCCCAAAGGGACCUCAUUCCGCGGCGCUGCCGCCGGCGCAAGGCACUCGGUUGCAACACCGACGGGCACAGAGCACCCCGGGCGGUCCCGGCACGCUCACCGCGGCGCACGGGCGCGGCGCCCGUCGUUCUUCGCAGAAACCCCGGGGCUGCCCCGUAAGGCGAUGAAUUCCGUGCGCGUUGUCGACGACCGGUUGGGCGCGGACGACGGCGACGAGGAAGCAAGUCGGCCCUUCGCGACGCUCGUGGCGGCGCUCGCGCCCGCGCCGCCCGCGCCGCCGCCCGCGCCGCCGCCCGCGCCGCCGCCCGCGCCGCCGCGCCAGCAAGCGACGCGGCCGCCCGCGGGCGGCCGCUGGCGCUGCGGCGUGAUGGAUAGAAUCCACGCCACGGGCGCCGCCUCGCUGCUGGCCCACAACGUGCUGCCGCUGCUCAGCGCGGCUGACCUCUGCCGCUUCGAGGCGACGGCGCC